GGCGGGGCCCCGCCGUCGCGUCCGAGCCCGCCAAGCCAGACCCCAGCGAGUCCAGGAGUCGGCCGCUGGACCUCCAACCACACCGACAGCCAGCCAUUCUCCCCCGACGUCGUCGCCAGUGUCGGCGAUGCGCCCCGAGAAGCCAUGCUGUCGUUCAUUUUGAUCCAGAACCGCCAGGGCAAGACCCGUCUGGCAAAGUGGUACGUGCCGUACAGCGACGAGGAGAAGAUAAAGGUCAAAGGCGAGGUCCACCGCCUCGUCGCGCCGCGCGACCAAAAGUACCAGUCCAACUUUGUCGAGUUCCGCAACAACAAGCUCGUCUACCGCCGCUACGCCGGCCUCUUCUUCUGCGCCUGCGUCGACACAAACGACAACGAGCUCGCCUUCCUCGAGGCCAUCCACUUCUUUGUCGAGGUGCUCGACGCCUUCUUCGGCAACGUCUGCGAGCUCGACCUCGUCUUCAACUUCUACAAGGUCUACGCCAUCCUCGACGAGGUCUUCCUGGCCGGCGAGAUCGAGGAGACGAGCAAGACCGUCGUCCUCACUAGGCUGGAGCACCUAGACAAGCUGGAGUGAGCUUCUUGGCCGGUCAGGCGGGCAAGGAGAUACUGCCUCGGGUGGCAUGCAUGCGUGACCUGGACCGUCAAAUCAUGGCCGCCGAUACGGCAGUGGCUUAUCACGCUUGGGCUUGACGAGGACCAUGGGAACAGCCGGUAUGUUCACGGCUACCUAUCUACCUAGGUGGCUAUCAACCUAUUCUAGACACGGUUGGGAAAAGGGCAUCCACAACUGCAUGGGGUAUCUGUAGGGGCAGUCAUGAGCAUGUAUAGAGAUAGCGCGCCACAUCCGUCUAUCUGAUAGAUAGAUACACAACCGCGGGCGCAGUGCCGGAUGCAACUGGAUAUGCGCAUUCGUUCAUAAACCCCCGACUUCCCGAGGGCAAGAACAUUCCCCCGUGCAUCGCCCCUCAACCGUCCUUGCCCCUGUUGAUCACUCAAUCGUGCUUCUUG
Molecule: messenger RNA, 1010 nt
Organism: Gaeumannomyces tritici R3-111a-1
Lineage: Eukaryota; Fungi; Ascomycota; Sordariomycetes; Magnaporthales; Magnaporthaceae
Product: AP-2 complex subunit sigma
Exons: 3
Coding region: 145-576 (143 amino acids)
Biological process (GO): clathrin-dependent endocytosis; protein transport
Cellular component (GO): AP-2 adaptor complex; intracellular membrane-bounded organelle
Molecular function (GO): clathrin-cargo adaptor activity
Source: RefSeq, a predicted model, not a curated record